This is a messenger RNA of Coffea arabica (coffee), 375 nucleotides long. RefSeq names its product UDP-glucuronic acid decarboxylase 4-like. Gene Ontology annotation, molecular function: NAD+ binding; UDP-glucuronate decarboxylase activity. The record is from RefSeq and is a predicted model, not a curated record. Gene Ontology annotation, cellular component: cytoplasm. NCBI's taxonomy places the organism in Eukaryota, Viridiplantae, Streptophyta, Magnoliopsida, Gentianales, Rubiaceae. Gene Ontology annotation, biological process: D-xylose metabolic process.
AUGACCAAAUGGUGUACGGUGUACGGUGACCCUUUGGAGCAUCCGCAGGUCGAGACUUAUUGGGAAAAUGUCAACCCAAUUGGCGUUCGCAGUUGUUAUUAUGAGGGAAAGCGUACAGCUGAGACCUUGACUAUGGAUUAUCACAGGGGCCUAAAUAUUGAGGUGAGAAUUGCUAGGAUCUUUAACACUUAUGGACCACGUAUGUGCAUCGAUGAUGGGCGUGUGGUUAGCAAUUUUGUUGCUCAGGCUUUAAGAAAGGAGCCAUUGACUGUUUAUGGGGAUGGGAAGCAAACUAGGAGUUUCCAAUACGUUUCUGAUCUGGUUGAAGGUUUGAUGAGGUUGAUGGAAGGAGACCACGUAGGACCUUUCGAGUAA